Lasiodiplodia theobromae is the source of this 528-nucleotide messenger RNA. RefSeq lists its product as uncharacterized. The record is from RefSeq and is a predicted model, not a curated record. NCBI's taxonomy places the organism in Eukaryota, Fungi, Ascomycota, Dothideomycetes, Botryosphaeriales, Botryosphaeriaceae. The coding region runs from base 1 to 528 and encodes 175 amino acids. The transcript has 3 exons.
AUGGCGGCACCUCUCCGCGGCCAGACCAAGGCGGAAGAUAUCCGGAAUGCAUAUGGCUUGACCCUGCACCAAUGGGAGCGCUUCCUCUGGCAUACAAAAGAGGAAGCAAAAACGCUCUUUUAUACGCACGAGUACUGGACCAAUUCCAAAAAGCCGGACGAUGUUCAAUGGAUAGAUGUGGAAGGCGAUAUCCAUGAACGCUACUUGAAGAACAUAAACGACCGACUGGAGAAGUGUCACGUCACGGUUGACUACAGAUUGAUGAGAUGGCGCCUGUUAAUCUUGAUGCGGAGGAAGCCGAAAAAAGACGAACAGGCAAACGCAUCUGAGCCGAGUGCGAACCAAGAAAACGACGAACAAGCAGACUUAUCUGGGCCGAGUGUGAACCAAGAAACCGACGACCAGGCAAACUCAUCCGAGCCGAGCGCGAACCAAGAAAACGACGACCAGGGAAACUCAUCUGAGCCUAAUUAUUCAAAACUUCCUUUCGAUCCUAUCACCGAAAGCGGUGGGCGAAAGGCCAAUUGA